Molecule: messenger RNA, 722 nt
Organism: Nezara viridula (southern green stink bug)
Lineage: Eukaryota; Metazoa; Arthropoda; Insecta; Hemiptera; Pentatomidae
Source: the annotation of a GenBank genome assembly
CUUCAUUUUACUCAGUUUUAAUCUAAAUUGAAUAUUCUGCAUAAGAGUGGGAUAGUGAUGAUUCCUAUUUUUCCUUCAAAUAAAAGGUUUUAUGGCUAUGAAUGGAAAUUCUACAGGUGUUUAUCAUGAAAAACAGGUUAAAGAGCUAUGUGCACUUCAUGCUUUAAAUAAUUUAUUUCAAUCAAGAGAAGCUUUUACCAAAUCUGAGUUGGAUGAAAUAUGUCAAGCAUUGUCUCCCCACGUUUGGAUCAAUCCUCAUAAAUCUUUUCUUGGGCUAGGGAAUUAUGAUGUCAAUGUAAUUAUGGCUGCUUUACAGCGCAAAGGCUGUGAAGCAGUCUGGUUUGAUAAAAGAAAACCUCCGGAAUGCUUGGAGCUAUCUCAUAUUCAAGGGUUCAUACUCAAUGUACCAAGUGAUUAUAGAUUUGGUUUUGUUUUGUUGCCAUUAAAGAAAAGACACUGGAUUGCAAUUCGACAGGUUUCUGGAGUUUAUUACAAUCUAGAUUCAAAAUUGGAUUCUCCGCACAUGAUUGGUCAGGCGAACGAUUUAAUGGCCUACCUUAAAGAACAACUAGACAGCAGGGAUAAAGAGCUUUUUGUAGUUGUGAACCAGGAUGUUGAAGAAAAACAUUUGUGGGAAAAGGAAGAAACACAGACUAUUUCUAGAUAAUAGUCUUAAACUUAUUGCCUUCAGCAUUUAGUACAAAGGGACCUGACGUCUGUGU